This is a messenger RNA of Vigna angularis (adzuki bean), 690 nucleotides long. RefSeq lists its product as uncharacterized. The transcript is spliced from 2 exons. NCBI's taxonomy places the organism in Eukaryota, Viridiplantae, Streptophyta, Magnoliopsida, Fabales, Fabaceae. The coding region runs from base 1 to 690 and encodes 229 amino acids. The record is from RefSeq and is a predicted model, not a curated record.
AUGGAAGAAGCGUUGAGAGCCGACCUGCUAACCUUAACUCAUUCGCCAACCCCCAAAAGAGCUGAUGGGCGAAAGCACUGUCAAUAUCAUCAGAACUUGGGGUAUACCACGGAGGAUUGUAUAACUUUGAAGGAUAAGUUGGAAAUUUUGAUACAGGCAGGACAUUUGCGAAGAUAUGUACAUGAUAAGAGACGAAGCCCUCUAGGAGAUGCCAAACGUCCACCCAAGAGGAAUAACUACUCCAGGAUGGACAAUUGGCCGAAGAAGAAUCGGAGUAGUCGAAGCAGGAGUAGGGAACGACCUUUGCGAGGCGUCAUCAACACUAUUUCGGGAGGAUUUGCUGGCGGAGGACCUUCGGCAUCGGCGCGAAAGCGACACUUGAGAAGUUUGCAUAGUGUUAAUCGUGUAGAGAUGGAUAUAUCAGAGGACAUGAUCAUGUUGUUCCAUGAGCAAAUUUUAGGAUUUGCAGGUGAGAGGGUAGAUACGAGGGGUUACGUCGACCUAAGAAUGUGCUUGGGGACUGAGAAAAAGGCCAAGGAACUGAAGAUCAGGUUUUUGCUGGUGGAAGCUAAUACCUCAUACAAUGUCUUGUUGGGUCGUCCAUGUUUGAAUGCCUUCGAGGCCAUUGUAUCCACGCCUCAUCUGACGUUAAAGUACCCACCCGACAAUGGAAAAAUCUGUGUUAUCUGA